ACACUCUCCUCACAGUCUCUCUCUCCACUAACAGAACAAAACAGAGGGAGAAACAUGGCGCGAAAAUCCCCAAUCUCGCCGGCGACACUCUCACUGAUUCUCCUCGCCGUGCUUCUCUCUUCACCAGCUAUCAACGCCGGACACGACUACCGCGACGCACUCCGCAAAAGCAUAAUGUUCUUCGAAGGUCAACGCUCCGGCAAGCUUCCUCCCGAUCAACGCCUCCGAUGGCGCCGCGACUCCGCUCUACACGACGGUUCCUCCGCCGGCGUGGAUUUAUCUGGCGGUUACUACGACGCAGGAGACAACGUGAAGUUCGGUUUCCCGAUGGCAUUCACAACAACAAUGCUCUCAUGGAGCGUAAUCGAUUUCGGAAAAACCAUGGGGCCUGAGGUCAGAAACGCCGUGAAAGCCGUUAGGUGGGGAACGGAUUACCUCCUCAAAGCGACGGCGAUUCCCGGAGUUGUGUUUGUUCAGGUCGGAGACGCUUACUCUGACCAUAACUGUUGGGAGAGGCCUGAGGAUAUGGACACGCUUCGCAGUGUUUAUAAAAUCGAUAGGGCUCAUCCUGGUUCUGAUGUCGCGGGAGAGACCGCGGCUGCGUUGGCGGCGGCGUCGAUUGUUUUUAGGAAACGUGAUCCUGCUUACUCUAGACGGUUGCUUGAUAGGGCGACAAGGGUAUUCGCGUUUGCUAAUAGGUAUCGAGGCGCGUACAGUAGCAGUCUAUACCACGCGGUGUGUCCUUUUUACUGUGAUUUCAACGGUUACCAGGACGAGUUACUGUGGGGUGCGGCGUGGCUGCACAAAGCCUCGAGGAAACGAGUGUACAGAGAAUUCAUUGUGAAGAACGAGGUGGUUCUCAGGGCUGGAGAUACCAUUAAUGAGUUUGGUUGGGAUAACAAGCAUGCUGGGAUUAAUGUCUUGAUCUCCAAGGAAGUGCUAAUGGGAAAAGCAGAGUAUUUUGAGAAUUUCAAGCAAAACGCAGAUGAAUUUAUCUGUUCUAUAUUGCCUGGAAUUUCUCACCCUCAAGUCCAAUACUCUCGAGGAGGACUGCUUGUGAAAACUGGAGGGAGUAACAUGCAACAUGUAACAUCACUAUCUUUCCUCCUAUUGGCCUACUCUAAUUAUCUGAGCCAUGCCAGAAAGGUUGUGCCUUGUGGCGAAUUAACUGCCUCCCCAUCUCUCCUCCGUCAAGUCGCCAAGCGUCAAGUGGAUUACAUUUUGGGAGACAACCCGUUGGGAAUGUCCUACAUGGUUGGAUACGGUCAACGUUUUCCACGUAGGAUUCACCACCGUGGCAGCUCUGUUCCUUCAGUGUCAGCCCAUCCAGCCCGUAUAGGCUGCAAAGAAGGCUCCCGCUAUUUCCUCAGCCCAAAUCCAAACCCAAACCUUCUUGUUGGUGCUGUAGUUGGUGGACCCAAUGUCACUGAUGCUUUUCCUGACUCGAGGCCUUAUUUCGUGCAGUCGGAGCCCACAACUUACAUCAACGCACCACUCGUUGGGCUUCUCGGUUACUUCUCGACUCAUUCUUCUUGGCGAUGAGGAUGGUCUCUUAUUAGCUAUUGUCUCUCCUUAGAGGUGUGCUGGAAACUUUAGGCCACCCUAAAACCCUUUAAUUAUUUCUUAUGUUGUAGCCACUCUUUUUUAACCAAAUUGUAUUGUAAGCCCGUAAUUAGUGAAGAAGAGAAAGAGUUGUGCCCUACUUGAAAUUCUACUUAACUUUGCGUCAAAUAUGAUCGAGCCAUAUAAUAAGUUUCCG
This is a messenger RNA of Eruca vesicaria subsp. sativa (arugula), 1759 nucleotides long. Lineage: Eukaryota; Viridiplantae; Streptophyta; Magnoliopsida; Brassicales; Brassicaceae. The record is from the annotation of a GenBank genome assembly.